Sapajus apella (tufted capuchin) is the source of this 13461-nucleotide messenger RNA. RefSeq names its product zinc finger DBF-type containing 2 (gene ZDBF2). NCBI's taxonomy places the organism in Eukaryota, Metazoa, Chordata, Mammalia, Primates, Cebidae. The transcript is spliced from 5 exons. The coding region runs from base 5904 to 13088 and encodes 2394 amino acids. Gene Ontology annotation, molecular function: nucleic acid binding; zinc ion binding. The record is from RefSeq and is a predicted model, not a curated record. Gene Ontology annotation, biological process: genomic imprinting; epigenetic programming of gene expression.
GCCUGCUCGCCGGGCGCCCGGGGCGCCUUCUUUCUCCCGGGGGACACCAGGACGGCUCGCCGGGCUCCCGCGGCCGCUUCGCAGGUCCUCGGCUUCCCCUCAUCCCGCGUCCGUUUCUGCCCCUGCUGCGUGAGAGGGUUCGGCGGCUCCGGGCCGGGAUCGAGGUGGCGGGUCGAGGGGAGGAGGUGGGGCGCGGGCUGCAUUGCGCUUCGGUCGGGGCGGUGGGUCCGAGGGGUCGGCGGACGAGGCCUCGGGCCCGGGCCUGGGGAGGGGGAAGCCUGCGGGGUCGGAUUGGGGGCUGGGAACCCGCGGAGUCUUGCCUGGGCACCUGUGGGGCCGAGAUCCCGAGCCACCUGUCCACACACCCCCUUCCCCCAGUGCCCUGCGUUGGGUCCAGCUGGCCCCAGACUUAGGCCUUUCCCAGCCCCUGGCGAUGCUAGUUUAUUUGGAAACGUGUGAUUUUUGUGUUAAUGAUCGUUUUACUACUGCCGUGCAACAGUUGUGUAAAUCUGGUCUUGUUACGCCAUCGUUUUUACUUGCUCCUAAGAAGGCCGUUUCCAGCUCCUGGGAUGAUCCCACGCUUUGAUUCUGGGUAGCUCGUGGAAGAGAUGCAUAGCAAGAUACUGGUUCUCAGGGGACCAAAACGCAACCCCCCACCCGCCAACGUAAAGGAAAUAGCUAGUUUUUGUUUUUCUUUUUUACAGCAAUUUGCUCUGUGUAGGGAGGGGGAGGGACGGCGGAGACAGCCUGUGGCGAUUUCAUCCUGGAGAGAAUCCGCUCACAGUUUGGCGGGUAUCUUUCCCUUCUCUUUAAUUAAUACACAAACAUAUAUACGUGUGUCACAUACGGGGCGUUUAUUUGUCUGCUUUUUUCAUUUAAUGCAUGGAAGAUCUUUUCUAUAUCGUUUGAACCCAAAGCGUAGAAGGCCAGAAAGCAACUCGUUAGAGAGUUGAUCAAGUAUUACUGCAGUGGCCAGUGAUUUGGAUAGAGAUAAGCUGAAUUCAGAAACCAGUAACAACUGGUUUCUAGAAAAUAUUGUUUAGAAAAUAUGUCAUAAUAAUUGCAGGCAGUGUUUCUUCAAACUGCAUUUUUUCAGCCCGUUCGUGAAUUGUGAAAUUAAUUUAGUGGGUCGUGACUAGCAUUAAAGAUUAAAAAAAUUAAAUAAGAUCACAUAGAAAAUAUCAGAAUGCAUUACAUGUAAUGAGAGUUUUGUUUUGUGAAAAAUGUUUUAACUGUGCGUGUGUACCUGUGUGCGUGUGCUCGGUUGUAAUUCAAAAUGUAUUGGUUGCUGUGUGUCGUGUUAAAUAAUCUUGGAAGUCACUAACCCAAGGUAUUGCUAGCACUCAGAUGAGCAAUGAUGCAGUUAAACAUUAGUUUUUAAAAUUUGGAAUAGUGAUGUUGUUGAUUGCAGCAAAUAAGAGUCCUAAUUAUUUGUUUUCGCGUAGCAUUAAAACAAACAGUAUUCCUAAAAAUACAGAGAAGUGGUGUCUAAGUCGUUAAGAGAUUAUAGCAUAAAUUGCUCAAAUUGACCAAUGGUCACAACUCAGUUAAUGCUGGUUAUUGGUGUGAGACCUGCUCAGAGGUCUCUUUUCUCUUAACCUUAGUUCCCUGAUUUGCUAAAUGAGAAUUAAUCAUGGCAGCUACCUUAUAAAGCUGUUUGUUAUUUAGAUGAGAUAAUGCACAGGAAGCUGUUGACAGAGCGCCUGGCUCAGAUUAAGUACUAAGUAUUAGCUGUUAUUAUUUUACUAAGACUGAAUAGAGAUGUCUAGGAUAAUGCUUGUCACCAGAGGAAAGCCAGCAUAGCGUGGAUAAUUGAAAAAAGUGGAAAAUUGAAAAUCAGUAGUGUUGUGUGGAGGAACUGACACUGAAUUGGUGUGGUCUUUUUUGUCAUUCGGCCAUUGUUUUGUCAUUGCUUCUCAGUUGUUUCCCUGCUGCUGGACAGAAAUUUAGACUGCCUUAUUCAGAAAACCAAAUGCCUUUCUAUUGUCUUUCCUUAUUUUUUAAAAAAUUAAGUUGAUGUGUCUUUUGUCAGGCACUUGAAAAAUCUGUUUUAUGAGGAUUGUGGGUUUUGUUAGUUGUUACUACAGUGCCACACUCAGUUUGAGAAAUACACGACAACCCCAGAGUCAUUUCAGAAAUAUUUUUUUACCGAUGUUUACCUCUGCGGCUGGUGCAGAUCUCAGGUGUGCAAGAAAUAUUUCUUAAAAAACAACAACAACAACAAAAUGCUGUUUUAUUUUUCUUUUGAGACAUUUCUGCUAUGACAUUUCAGUUACAUUCCUCAUUUCUGUGGAACUCAUCUGGGUAGCUCAGAAAUCUCUGUUCACUCCCCGGGAUAGGUUUAUGCAAUUUUAAAUGUCACCUAAACGAAUGGAAUAAGAAGGUGAACAUAGUCAUUUUAAAAAUAGUAUUAUUAUUUUUGGGAGAAAUAAAUAUGCUUCGGAUUCAUAAAAAGGCUAUGUUUGCAAAUGUACUUAAGUGGGUAUGACAACUGUGAAAGAUUGGGGAAAAUGUUUAACAUUGAUCAUAAUUCUGCUCUUAGAUUUGAAACUGCCUUCAGAUUUUUGUUCUGCUUUAGAGGAACACAAAUGGAAACUCAGGGGUGAAUUACAAUGCAGUUUAUGGAAAGACAUGUCUUGAGACGUUAGCUAACCUGUCCCCCAAUAAAAGCAACAACACCCAUACUAAAAAUACCAAUGAAACAAAAAAGCCCAACUUGACCUUAAACAUAUAUACAUUUAUAUGUUUUAAGUUAAAUAUUAAGAUUAUGUGUGUAUUUAAAUUAUCUCACUGGUUGACUUUCAGAAGUUAACUCACGAACUACCGGUUCUUGUCAGGGCUUUUAUCUUACACUGACACGAUGAAAUACUAUGCAAUCAUUAAACAUUCUAUUUUAGUUUAUUUUCUUCUAUUUUAUAAUAACAUUUUAUAAUGGCAUAUAAAGGUGCUCAUUAUAUGUGGUUCAGUGAGAGAUGGUGGCUAUAGACUAGAGUGUACUAUACCAUCCCAUUUUUGUAAAAAUAUGUUUAGGAUAAAGAAGAAUAUAACACAGGUUAAUGGUGGGUGGUAGUAUUAUGGCUGAUUUUUAUGCUCUUUAUGAUUGUACUAUUAUAAAUGUUUGACUUUUGUAGUAAAAACUAAUAAAAUAAUUUUUUAAAGAAAAAUGUGUGUUUUCUUAUUUUGUAAACAUAUAUGACUGUGCUUUAAGGGAUACUGACUCUUAGCUUGGAGAUUUUAGGCAUUAACUAAUUCUCCAGUAUUUUCGGAAAUGGUGCAGAGUAGUUAAUAGUUACGUUCCUUACCCUUUGAGAAGCUCCUUUGAGUAGAAGAGAAUCAUUGUUCCAGAAUUUUCUUAAACCGCUCUAGAGUAUACCUCUUUACAAAAAAACUUCCACAGUACCUAAAGGCACAGUCUAAAUUCUUCAGUUUGCUUUUGAAAACUAACAGGUCAAAAUCCAGUCCACUUUCCGUGGUUUAUUGCCCCAUGAAUAUGUAAAAGUAUUUAUUAAUAAAAAAUAAAAUACUGAAAAAAAAUUCUCAAAUGCAACCUUAGAUUUGCUGAUUUGUUAAUUUUCUUGCAUUUGUAUCUUGGCUAGUUUGUUAAUUGGACUAUCAUUUCCCAGCCUUUGAGUGAGUAAAUCCUACCCAUUUUUCAGUAUCUGGUUAAAAAACCAUACCCACAGUGGCAUCCCUGGCCACUCUAGCUAAAACUGAGUUUUGCAGUUGAACUCAUUAGCAAUUCUCAUUUUUGCUGAGGCAUUUCUUAGGCAUCACCUCAUUCUUGAUCUCUAAUUUCCCAAUUUCAUUUUAAAUUUUUUGAGGGCAAGAAAACUUGUCUCGUCUUUGUCUCUAUUCCUUAAAGUUUCUAGCAUGGAACUCUGCACAGGGUGGGUGCUUUCUAGUUAUUAUUUGAUUAUACCGUGGUAUCACUGGCUCUUUAGAAUCCAAGUGUUGGAAAUUUUUCUUAACCAGUGAUCCUGGAUAAGGAGCAGCGCUUUGCCCGCAACAAUACGGAGGAAUAAAAAACAUGCUUCUGCUUAAUAGUGUAUUGAUAUAGAUAGUUGAUAAAAGACUUGACAGUAUUUUUCAUUAAAACUAACGUGAUACCUGAGCCUCAGGAAGUUUCUCAUGCAGCUAAUUUUGUUUGCGUUUGACAGCAUUUUUGUUCUUAACCUUACCAGAAGCACAAUUGCGUCUUAUAUUCUUUUACAGCUACUGUUCCAGGAACCCAGAGACCUGCAGUGUUUGAUGGUGGAUUAGAUGGGCCAUCACAGUCACUGCACCAGAACUUUAGGAGGUCAUGUCUGAGGUUCAGUGAGUCAUAGUAUGUAAAGUACUUUGUGUUCAAAAGUUAAUAUUUUUUCUUAUGUUAUUGGAAACAUGUCCGUUUUCAAAAUAUAUCCAGGUAUACUUAUUUGGUCUGUGGUAGACACUUAUGGGACCUAACUCUUUUAAAAAAUGAUUUUAUUUUAAUUUACAGAUAUUUGCCAGAAUUAAUACAGCUGAUGAAAUACUUGAUCUUUUCUGCUUCAGAGGCUGGCUUAAUUGAUUAAUUUUCUCCAUAAAUGUGAGAAGUCGGAAAAUCAGUAUUUCUCAUAAUAAAAAGUAAUAGGUAAGUAAAUGUUAUGCUAGCAUUUUGACUUAAUGAAGCCUUUUUUUCCGUCAUCUUACUGGUUUUAAGGCUGUGAUUUUAUGUUUCAGUUAUUGAUUUUAAUGAUUAAAUUUUUCCCAUUGGAGAAAUACUCAUAACACAAUAUAGAAUGAUUGCUAUAUAUCUUCCAGCAGCUGAGAAUGCUUAAACUAUUUGAAAUGCAAAAUUAUUUGCAAUUCUAUUUUCAGCUUAACAAAGCAGCAAAUAAACUGCAUUAAAUUUUUUACUUAAAAUCUUCAUAAAUUAUAUGUACAUUGUGUCAGUUAAUACAUGGCUGAGCAUGAAAAUUACCGGGGGAAUUUUGAAAAUUCUGAAUUCUAGGCUCACCUCAGCUCUACUAAAAUUUUGGGUGUUCAGCCUGGUUUGGGAACCAUGCAGUCUAUAAUGUUGAAGGAUUAUACUUUUAGGUGAGUGGAAACUGGAAAACUAUUUAUUUGUAGAGAAAUCUCAAACACUGGUAGGAAAAAAAUCCUUCAUAUUUAUCUAGCAUAUAUAAUUGGCAGAAGAAAAAUGUGUUUCAGAGGCUAAAUUAGUUGUUCCGAUUUUUAGCAACUGUGUUGCAUAAAUUAUUAAAAAAUCUGCUUCUUUGUGAGCUGAGCAGAAAAUGCCAUGUGGUGUCUUUACUCUCAUGGUGACAGAGAAUGAGACGUCGUUAGAUAAUCUGGGAUUUUAUGUGGAAACAUGAUGGGGAAAUUAAUGAGCUGCAUUAGAGUAUAGUAAAUAUACCAUAACAAUAUCUUAGAAGUAAUUGAUCUUCGCAAAUUGAUUAUUGUAGUCUUUGUUACUGAAUCAAUAUCUAAUAUCUCUAAUAAGUGAUUAGAAAAACUAAUCUAAAAAACUAAAUAUUUAGUCAUCUAGUCUUCAAAUAUUGGCAACGAACUGUUCUUUCAUAAGAUGUGUAGUUCUUGUUUCUGCUUCAGGCUCACUUAUUUAUUCAACGUCUCAUGGCAGCCUUGUGUAUUUUCCUAAUUAUUAGACGUAGGAGCGGAUAGGACCCAAGAGUGAAUUUCUGUUUUCUGUUAAUUAUCAUAGCCAUUUUCCUCAUAAGAGUAAGGAAUUAUCAUGAUUUUGAACAUUUUUCUUUUUUUCAGUUUGAGUAUUAGAAGACAGUAGCCAUCUGACUUCAGUUAUUUAUUCAAGAUGCAGAAAAGACAAGGAUAUUGCAGUUAUUGCCGUGUGCCAUAUAAUAACCUGGAACAGCAGACUCUCACUAAAGGAAAAACUAAAAAGGAGUUCUUCAGGCAGAAGGAAAAUGAUUCCCGAUGGAAGCUCACAGAUACAGGAAGUAAUGAAGAACAGUGGAAAGCAUUUGUUCAGUGCUCAGCACAGGAGUCUGACCAGACAGAGUAGACGUCAAAUAUGUACCAGUAGUUUGAUGGAACGUUUCUUACAAGAUGUACUGCAGCACCAUCCAUAUCAUUGCCAAGAGAGCAGUUCAACACAAAAUGAGACAUAUGUGAAUACUGGGUCAUCGUCUGAAGUGGUACAUUCGGAUGAUGAUUUUUCUGAACAAGAGGAAGAGGAUGAGAAUGAGCUUGAGGAUGAGGAUGCUACUGAAGAGAGACCCUUUGAGGCUUCUGAGCCUAUCGAAGAGUUGCAUUCCGUACCCCAAAAAUCUCAGGAAGGCACAAAGGAGGUUUCAGUUCGACCGUCAGUUAUUCAAAAACUGGAGAAGGGACAGCAGCAGCCUUUGGAGUUUGUUCAUAAAAUUGGGGCCAGUAUGAAAAAAUGUAAUCCAGUAGAUACUGCUCAGGCUACAAAUAAUGGAAGCAACUUGGUACGCCCCCCAGUGAUUUAUAAUGCUCCUGCUAGUUGUUUACCUGAAAACUCUAAUGGUAGACCAGUUACAACUAAUUCAACUGGUUUACCACCUGCAGUUCAUUUGGAUUCAGCUAGCAAAUGUGACCCAAACAAAGUGGACAACUAUCUUGAACAGCCAGAUGGGGCCUCUAGAAAUCCUGUGCCAUCAUCUCAUCUGGAAACUUCUUCAGUUUUACGUCAGAAACCUAAAGAAUCAAACAGGAAAUCUUUACGUAUAAAUUCAGAUAAGUUGGUUUUGCGGAAAGAUGUAAAAUCUCAGGGUAAAACUUUGUCAGCUGGCUUGAAAUUCCAUGAACGUGUGGGUUCUAAGGGCUCAUUAAAAGUUAAGUCUCCUUCCAAAUUAGCAGUAAACCCGAGUAAAAUGGACAUGCCUUCUAAUAAAGGAAUCUUUGAAGAUACUAUUCCAAAGCAUCAUGACAAAUUCUUUUCUAAUAUGGAUCGUACCCAAGAAGAAAAGCAUUUGGUUUUUAACAAGAAAGCCUUUUUGGAUCAGAAGUGCUCAGUGAGUUCUGCAAUGAAAUUUGCUUGUAGCUCUCUUCAGUCAGCAUCUGAUCAGCCCCAAGAGGCUGCACAAGACUUAAAUCUUUGGAAAGAAGAGCAAAUUGACCAAGAAGAUAACUAUGAAUCUAGAGAAUCAGAAAUGAGUUUUGAUUGCGGUUCUUCUUUUUAUUCACUGACUGACCAAUCUAAAGUGAAUGCCAAAGAAAUAAACCUUUCCAAGAAAGUACGUGCUGCUGUACCAUAUAAGAAUAACAAAUCUAAUGUUUCUGAAGUAAGUUCUGAUUGUGAUGAUGUUCUUCAGUUGGUUACCAACCAAUCCCAAAUAAGUCUUCAGAAUACCAUGCGUAUUAGCCUGGUUGACCAAAGCUAUGAAUCUAGUAGUUCUGAAACGAAUUUUGAUUGUGAUGCUUCACCUCAGUCCACUAGUGAUGAUUACCCUCAACAACCUGUAAAAGAAGUAAACCUUCCUAAGGAAGCGCACAUUGGUUUGGUUGAUAAGAACUAUGGUUCUAGUAGCUCUGAAUUAAGCGCUGAUUCUGUUUUCCCACUUCAGUCAGUGGUUGACCGACCCUCAGUGGCUGUCACAGAAACAAAACUUCGGAAGAAGGCUUAUACUGGCUUGGUUGAUAACUAUGGAUCAAGUUGUUCUGAAACAAGUUUUGAUUGUGAUGUUUCUCUUGAUCACACGCAACUGACUGUCAAAGGAAGAAACCUGAAAGGUAGACAAGUCCACCUAAAACAUAAGAAGCGUAAACCCAGUAGUGCUAAAGCACAUCUUGAUUGUGGUGUCUCACUUGGGACAGUUGCAGAUGAAUCCCAGAGGGCUGCUGUGAAGAUGAAUCUUCUGAAGGAGAAGAAUGCUGACCUUAUGGAUAUGAACUGUGAAUCCCAGGGUCCUGAAAUGGGUUUUCACACUGAUGCUCAAUUAGUGGCUGACCAAUCUCAAGUAGCAAUUAAAGAAAUAGACCUUCAGAAAGUGGAUGUUGACCUUGAGAAUAAGAGUGUUCAGUCUAGCAGUACUUCUCUAAGUUCUGAUUCUCCAGCUUCUCUUUAUCAUUCAGCCCACGAUGAGCCUCAAGAAGCUUUGGAUGAAGUAAAUCUUAAAGAGUUAAAUAUUGACAUGGAAGUUAAGAGCUACGAUUGCUCCAGCUCUGAGUUGACAUUUGAUUCUGACCCACCUCUUCUGUCAGUUACUGAGCAGUCUCAGCUGGAUGCCGAAGGAAAAGAACGGCACCUUGACCUGGAAGAUGAGAGCUGUGAGUCAGAUAGUUCUGAAAUAACAUUUGAUUCUGAUAUUCCUCUUUAUUCAGUAGUUGACCAACCUGAAGUAGCUGUUUAUGAGGAAGAAACUGUUGAUCUGGAAAGUAAAAGUAAUGAAUCUUGUGUUUCUGAAAUAACUUUUGAUUCUGAUAUUCCUCUUCAUUCAGGAAAUGAUCACCCUGAAGUAGCUGUUAAAGAAGUAAUUCAGAAAGAAGAGUACAUUCACUUAGAAAGGAAGAAUGAUGAACCCAAUGGUUCUGAAAUAAAUUCGGACUCCUAUGCCCCUCUUCAUUCAGUGACUAAUUCUCCUGAAGUAGCUGUUAAAAAGCUAUAUCCUCAAAAAGAAGAGCAGAAACACUUAGAAAAUAAGGAAAAUGAACCUACCAAUUCUGAAGUAAGUUUGGAUUUUAAUUUCAUGUUUCAUUCAGUGACUGGACAUUGUGAAGAUCCCAUUAAAGAAAUAAACCUUCACAAAAAAGAGCACAUGUACUUAGAAAAUAAGAGUGUUUUUGAAGCAGGUUUGGAUUCUGAUAUCUCUCUUCAGUCAGCGAUGCACAAACCUGAAGUAAUUGUCAAAGAAACAUGGCUUCAAAGAGAAAAGUAUACUGAAUUCCAAGAUAGAAGUGCUGAAUUCAGUGGCUCGAAAACAAGUUUAGAUUCUGGUGUCCUUCAUUAUUCAGUAACUAAACCUCAAGCAGCUGUUAACAAAACAAACAGAAAGAAGCAAUGUGUUCUAGAAAACAAGAAUAAUAAAUGUAGUGGUUCUGAAAUAAUUCUGGAUUCUAAUAUUCCACCUCAGUCAAUGAUUGACCAACCUCAGCUAGCUUUUUUGAGGGAAGAGUAUGUUAAUCUGAAGGACAGAAACAGCAAAUCAAGUGAUUUUAAAAUAACUUUUAAUUCUGAACAACUUCAGGAAGCAGUUAAAAAAAUAGACCAAUGGAAGGAAGAGGUUAUUGGCCUGAAAAAUAAGAUUAAUGAACCUAAUACUUCUAAAUUAAUACAUGAUUCUGAUGUUUCUGUCCAGUCUGUGGCUGACCAACCCCAAGUAGCUAUUAAACAUGUAAACCUUGGGAAUGAAAACCGUAUGUACUUGGAAGCUAAGAACAGCCAAUAUAGUUGUUCUGAAAUGAAUGUGGAUUCUGGUUUCUUGGCUCAGUCAAGAGUCAGGCGACCUCAAAUAGCUAUUUUAGAGCAGGAACAGAUUGAACUAGAAGAUAAGCACAAUCAAUGUUGUAGUUCUGAAGUAAGUUUUGAUUCUGAUGACCCUCUUCAGUCAGUAGCUGACCGGCUGAGAGAAACUGUUAAAGAAAUAAGCCUUUGGAAGGAUGAAGAUGUUGACAUGGAAGAUAGGAGGGAUGAAGCUAAGGGCUUUGAAAUUAUGUAUGAUUCUGAUGUUCUUCAGUCAGUGGCUGGCCAACCUGAAGAAGUAGCUAAAGAGGUUGGUCUUUGGAAAGAGCAUGCUGACUUGGAAGAUAAGAUUGUCAAACCUACUGAUUCCAAAAUAAAUUUUGAUUCUCAUGAACCCCUUCAGUCCAUGACUAGUAACAUUCAAGGGGUCAAUCAAGAAUUAAAUCUUUUGGUGGAGGAACAUGCUUGUCUGGAUGAGAAGAGCUAUGCACCCAGUGAUUCUGAAAUAAUUUAUGUUUCAAACAUCCCUCUUCAGUCAGUGAUUAAACAGCCACACAUUUUGGAAGGGGAGCAUGCCAAUCUCGAAGAUAAGAGCAGUGAUUCUUGUAGUCCUGAAGAAAGUUCUGAUUUCAGUGACUCUUUUCAGGCAGUAGCUGAUGGGCUUCAAAAAUCUGUCAAAAAAAUAAAUCUUUGGAAGGAAGACCAUAUUUACCUGGAAGAUAAGAGCUAUAAACUAGGUGAUUUUGAUGUAAGUUGUACUUCUCAUAUUCCUGUUCAGUUUGUGACUGAUCAAUCUGUGUCUGUUGAAGAAAUAAACUUACAAAAGAAGGAUCAUAAUGAUGUAGAAAAGAAGAACUGUAAAACCUGUGGUUCUGAAAUAAGAUGUGAUUCUUGCGAUAAUCUUCAGUCAGAAGUUGACCCACCUCAAGUGACUUACAAAGAGGCAGACCUUCAGAAGGAACAACAUGUUGUCAUGGAAGAAAAGACUGAUGAACCUAUUGAUUCAGAAAUGAUAUAUGAUUCUGAUGUUCCUUUUCAAAUAGUAGUUAACCAAUUUCAAGGGUCAGACAAAGAAACACAUCUUCCAAAGGUGGUACUUGUGAAUGUGAUGCCCAGUGAGGGUGAUUAUGAAGUAAUUUCAGAUGAUACUCCCCUUCAGUUAGUGACUGACCCACCUCAAUUGACUGUCAAAGAUAUCAACUGUAUAAAUACAGAAUGUAUGGAUAUAGAAGAUAAGAGCUGUGACUCUUUUGCCUCUGAAGUCAGAUGUAGUUGUAAAGCCUCUUCUCCCUCAAUGACAAGCCAAUGCAAAGAGACUUUCAAAAUAAUAAACCGGAAGAAAGACUAUAUUAUUCUGGGAGAGCCAAGUUGUCAGUCUUGUGGUUCUGAAAUGAAUUUUAAUGUUGAUGCCUCUAAUCAGUCCAUGACUUACGAGUCACAAGAACCUGAUAAGAAAAUGGUGAAAUAUAUUGACUCAGAAGAUAGUAGCUGUGGAUAUAAUGGUUCUAAAGGAAAAUUUUAUUUGGAAGAUACUUCUCAUCGAAAGACUCACCGAAUGCAGAAAGCUUACAAAGAAGCCAGCCUUCGGAAAGAUCCAAGAAAUGCUAGCCUAAAGGGUAAGAGCUGUCAAUCUAGUGCUGCUGCAGUGGAUUUUGGUGUCUCUUCUAAGUCAGCGCUUCAUCGAAGGGCUGAUAAAAAAAAACUUUCGAAGUUAAAACAUGGAGAUCUACAAAGUGUGAGCCAUGAACCGGUUGAUUUUGAGAUGAAUUUUCAGUGUGCUCCCCCUCUUCCGUCUGAUACUCAUCAGCCUCAAGAAACUGUUAAGAAAAGACAUCCUUGCAAGAAGGUAUCUUUUGACCUGAAAGAAAAGAACUGUGAUUCCCAGCCAAGCUCUGUUCCCAAGGUUGAUUCUGUAAGGAACCUGAAAAAAGGAAAGGACAUCAUAGAAGAUAAUCCUGAUGAACCAGUUCUUGAAGCCUUACCUCAUGUACCUCCUUCAUUUGUGGGGAAAACAUGGUCUCAGAUAAUGAGAGAAGAUGACAUAAAAAUUAAUGCUCUUGUGAAGGAGUUUAGGGAGGGUCGUUUCCACUGUUACUUUGAUGAUGACUGUGAGACCACAAAAGUUUUUCCGAAGAAGAAAAGGGUUACCUGGGCUGACUUGAAAGGUAAGGAGGACGCUGCACCAAUUCAAGCUCUGUCCGAGAGUGAUGAUACUGUACGUGGUAGUUCAGAUACUGAUGACUUGUCAGUGGCCUUAGAUCAACCAUGCCAUCGUCAUCCUCCAGCAGAGAAUCCUUCUACACAACAGUGGCCUGUGGCUUCUGAAUGCCAGACAGCGAACAUCAGCCAUAGUACUCAAAGCAGUUGUAAGAAUUACCCAGUGUUGAAAAGAAAAAUAAUUAGACAAGAGGAAGACCCACCAAAAAGUAAGUGUUCACGUUUACAGGAUGACAGAAAAACCAAAAAGAAUGUCAAAAUUGGGACAAAAGUUGAAUUGCCUGCAUCGUGUACUAAAGUUUUGAAGCCUAUGCAAUCCAAAGCCUUAGUCUGUGUUCUUUCUUCUUUAAAUAUUAAACUGAAGGAGGGUGAAGGCCCCCAAUUCCCUAAAAUGAGGCACCAUAGUUGGGAUAAUGAUAUUCAGUUUAUAUGCAAAUAUAAACGGAAUAUCUUUGAUUAUUUUGAGCCCUUGAUUAAGCAAAUUGUAGUUAAUCCUCCCCUGAAUAUAAUAGUACCAGAGUUUGAGAGGCAUAACUGGGUUAAAAUUCAUUUUAAUAGGAGCAACCUAAACUCCAGCGCAGGAGAUAAUGAUGCUGAUGGACAAAGCUCUGCUUCAGUGCCUUUACUGGCAGCACCAGCAAGAUAUGGAUUUAAUUCACAUCAGAGAACCAGUGACUCUUCUCUGUUUCUGGAAGAAUCAAAGGUUCUGCAGGUUCAUGAGGUUCUAAAGAAAAGUAAUUUACAGCUAACCUUUUUAAAUCAUGGUGUUGUCAAAAAUCAUUUAAAUAAUCCAGAAUCAGUUAGAAAUAAAUUUUUCAAAAGUAAAAGUAAAAGGAAAAUUCAUGGGAAGAAGGUGAGAGCUAGUGGUAGUAAGCUAGGUUUUCCCAAAAAGGUUUGUAAACCAGUUAUUCCUCGGAAAAAAGCCAGAAAAGCUUCAGAGAAACGAUCAGCUUCAAUUCGGACCAAACCAAGUAAGGUAAUUAGAAAGUAUAUGUCAAAAUACUCUGCCUUUUUAUAUCAUAGAUGUCAGUCUAGGUAUGCUUUUUUUGGAAUGUAUCCGAAGAAGAAGAAAACUGUUGUCGGUAGGCUAAAGAAGGCAAAGAGAACAGCUAACGUGCUUUCAAACUCCUCAGUUUCACCAGCUGGUGCUGAAGAGCUGUCAAGCGCUAUCGCAAAUCCUCCUCCGAAGCUACCUGUGCAUUCUUCUAGACGUGCAUGCUCUUCUAGACCUGCGCCUUCUUCUGUGCCUGCGCUUUCUUCUAUACCUGCGCCUUCUUCUAGACCUGCGCGUUCUUCUAGACCUGCGCGUUCUUCUCAACCUGUGCGUUUUUCUAGCCGCAUUGCAGAAAGGGAGGAGGAGAAGAAGAGGAAUGAAAAAUGCCAGAGCCAAAAGAGAAUUUCUUCUGGACCUGUGAGAGCAUAUAAUCUGAGAAGUUCAUCUUGUUCACAACCUUAUGAAAGAAUGAUGACUCGGCUAGCAAACAAAUUGAGAGGUAAUGAGGUAAAAUAGAAGUUGUUUUUGUGUUCAGGCCAGUUGAGGGUUCAGUACUUCAAUUGAAAUAUAUUUGGUACUUUGUGCACACAGCUUUCCCAACUUUGGUGAGAAAACUAAACUUGAACUAUUUUGCUAUAAAUAUUAUUUUUCAGAAUUUUUAUAUUCAUUUAAAAUUAGUGUUUAGAGUCCUUUCAUUUUAAGAUUCAACAUGAACCUUACAUUUUGUCCAACAUUUUCUGUAGAAGACCUUCAUCUUAAUUUAUGUCACAAAAUAAUUUAGCAGAGUAUAUAGAAUUUUGUCCCUCAAAUCAUAUCCCACUUAUUUUUUUAUGAUUCUCUCUCUCAUGCCAGCAAAUUUAAUAUUGUAAGAAUGAAUAUAGCAAACUUA